Phycomyces blakesleeanus NRRL 1555(-) is the source of this 1773-nucleotide messenger RNA. Its product is annotated as GMC oxidoreductase. The annotation marks the transcript as partial. Gene Ontology annotation, molecular function: long-chain-alcohol oxidase activity; flavin adenine dinucleotide binding. The transcript is spliced from 7 exons. The record is from RefSeq and is a predicted model, not a curated record. NCBI's taxonomy places the organism in Eukaryota, Fungi, Mucoromycota, Mucoromycetes, Mucorales, Phycomycetaceae.
CUUACUAAAAUCUCUACACCGUUUGAAGAUCUUUGCAAGGAAAAACAAACAGAAAUUUUUCUUUCAUGGAAGUUCUCAAAUGAUCCUCAGCUUGUCGCCAUCUACAAGACAUUCUCUACAGCCAUUUUGAGCGCUGCAUACAAUAUGUCCAACAGUCCACACCAAGCCGCAAUCGGCUACCCUGGAACGGACCCUGUCAGAAGUGCGCCUGAUUAUAUACCAUGUAUUGUUCGUGAAAGAUACAGUAUUAUGAAUGAGAAGGAACUACUUGAUCCUACUUUAAAAUUCGACGUUAUUAUUGUUGGAAGUGGUGCCGGAGGAGGCGUAUGUGCUGCCGAGCUCUCACAGGCUGGGCUGUCUGUGCUUGUGAUUGAAAAAGGAAAAUACUAUCAUGAAAGUGAAUUCACCUCAGAUGUACCGGUUGCGUACAAGAAUAUGUAUCUACAAGGAGGAAGCUUUGCUGCUCGUAAAGGAGAGAUCAGUGUCUUGGCGGGAAGCACUUUUGGUGGUGCAACAACUGUAAACUUUCUAGCCAGCUUAAAACCUCAGCACUUUGUACGAGAAGAGUGGGCAAAGAUGGGUUUAACCCAUUUUACUUCAUCAAAGUUCUCUGAUGACCUAGACAAAGUUUACAAACGAAUUGGUGCUACCACAGAAGGAAUUAAGCACAGUAUACCAAAUCAAAUUCUUAUUGAUGGAUGCAAGAAACUCGGCUGUCACAUUGAAAAUAUUCCCCAGAAUACAAGCGGUAAAUCGCACGAGUGUGGCUGGUGCCUUACUGGUUGCAAAGAUGGUAUUAAAAAUGGCACUUCAAAUUCAUGGCUUCGUACUGCCGCUCAACACGGCGCACGUUUUGUUGACCAAGCCAAAGUCAACCGGGUUAUCAUCGUUGAUGGAAAGGCUACAGGAGUCGAGUUCCAAAUCAAUAAUUCAGAUCAGACCAUUCGUCUCAAUUCAUCUCGGGUUGUCAUCUCUGCAGGAUCCUUGAGCACCCCAGGAGUCCUUUUCAAGAGUGGACUCAAGAACAAGAACAUUGGACAAAAUCUCCGUCUUCACCCAGUGACAGUAGUUUAUGGCUUUUUUGAUAACCGUCAGACCGACCCUUUUGAAGGAUCCAUAAUGACCUCCAUAAGCAGCAGUCUUGAGAAUUUAGAUGGCGAGUACUAUGGAUCAAAGCUCGUUGUUCCGCAUCACACUACAGAUAUGUUUAUCUUUGGUGUGCCAUGGCAAGGAAAAAAGGAACACAAGGAAGCGAUGCUGAAAUUCAGACAGUCCUCAUCAGUCGCAGUUCUUGUUCGGGAUAAGGAUUCUAAAGGAAGUGUUGGGUACACAAAAGAUGACAAGAUAUCGAUUACCUACGAAAUCUCUAAGAUAGGUAAAAUGUCUAUCGUAAAAGGAAACAUCCGGGCGGCUAUGAUACUUUGCGCCGCAGGAGCUAGAGAGAUCCAUACGGGAUCCUUUGGUAUGAAGCCAUUUGUCUUUUCUCCAGAUGAGUCUAUUGAGGUCAACAAUCCCCGAUUUGUCAAGUGGCUAGACGAAAUAGAGAAAUACGGAAUGCCCGUAAAUGGCAUGAACUAUUUCUCUGCACAUCAACUGGGAUCUUGUCGAAUGGGUGUUUCCCCAGAUACUUCUGCUACUAAGCCAACUGGUGAGACAUGGGAGACCAGAAAUCUAUAUGUGUGCGAUGCCUCACUUUUCCCGACUGCAAGUGGUGUCAACCCUAUGGUUACGACAGAAGCCAUUGCUCUUCAUGUUGCAGACUCAAUUAUUAAA